This is a messenger RNA of Clunio marinus, 447 nucleotides long. The record is from the annotation of a GenBank genome assembly. Lineage: Eukaryota; Metazoa; Arthropoda; Insecta; Diptera; Chironomidae.
AUGAAACGUGUAAAUAAAAAAUUAGUCAAAAUUCUUGUGAUUGUGGAAAAUCGUGUGUGGUUACCAGAGGAAGCGGUGAAAAUGCACGGAUAUCCGGUGAUGCAAGUCGUCCAAUAUAGUGUACCAACGUGCACUUGGGGACCGCCUCCUGACAUUCUUCAUCGACCACCUUCUGUUGUUCCCCAUCAACCCGGAGUUCGGAAAUAUGUAAUCUGGUGUCUCAUAUGCGGCGGUGUUUUAUGUUUAUUAGGAGUUAUGUUCUUGGCUGUCUAUUUUCUUCUACGAUCUUACACCAGCACCGUCGGCUAUUUUGAGACCGUUCCGCCCUUUGUUCCGGCUACUUUGGUGAGUUUCACACUACAUUUUACUUUACUUUUUUUUUGGCAAACCAUAAAAGGAAAAAAUCACAGACAAGAAAGUUUCUCUCUUUUUAAAGCGACCAGAUAA